AUGAUCCGGUGGGCAAAAUCAAUCGUGGGGGUGAAGCCGAAGGGGUGGAGAGUUUCCCGAAAGUGGGUUCCACUCCCCACUGAGCAGAGGAGGUUGUUCGGGUCAAGCACCCCACCAGAUGAGGUCACAAGAAAAAUCAUCAUCGAAAGUAAUUACGGACACAUAAAACAGAUGAAGAGCCAAGAAUUAAGAGUGCUGUCAGAAAAUUGUAGUAAUAAGAAAAUACGAGAUGUAGUUUUAUGGAGUGAGAUAUCCAGAAAUGCCAUAAACAGAUGUGAUGAGUUUAAGUACUUCGACGCGCUGCUACUGUUGAGCUCGUUUGAGAAAAUGAAUCUGGCAGAUGAUAAUUUAUACAAGACAUUUUCUCAUGUCUUUGUAAAGCAAAUAAAUCAUAUGGAGCCCCGUGAUUUGAUCCUCCUAAUAAAUUUGUACUGUAGAGCAAACUUAUUUCCGCGGGUAUUAUUUGUUCAAGUUUUCCAUGCCAUUGUUAGAUAUUGUUCUAAAUUUUAUCCAGAGGAAUAUGUGGAUUUGCUCAUCUGUUUUGCAAGCUUAAAUAUCUCCAACGUGGACCUUAUACGAACUCUAUGUAAAUCCAUGGUGAAGAAUGUGAAUCUCUUUGAUUACAGUAACCUGUGUUGCAUUGUUGGUUGUUUGCGACGUUUGGAUGUUAAUGACGAUGUAAUUUAUUACGUAUUUGAUGAAAAACAACAGAAGGAGUUAAAAUUGCUAACCACACAGGAGCUGUUUGAUCUAAUGAAAAAGGUGAAGCUACUUAAGUACAGUUGGGAGUUAUACGAAAAAGAUUUACUUGAAGAAUUUUUGAAUCGCAUUGAUAAUUUCCAGGGGGUGAAGGACGUCAACCAAUUGGAAGAUCCCUUCGUUUGUUUAAAUUUCCUCGUGUCCAAACAGUGCGUAAGAAACAACUUCCUCUUUGCCCUUAGCAAAUGGUGUGCGUCACAUGUGUAUGAAUACCCUUCCAGGUCCGCCAAGCGGCCACUCGCUUACCAACUCAUUAUGCUAUAUCAACUCAUGAAAGAACACGAUGUUAAAAAUUAUAACUUUAUUGAAAAGGCUAUCCGUAGGUUUGUUAUAAGUCGGGGGGGGUUGGCUGUCAACAGGGACAAAAUGAUCAAGCCAGUUUCCUACCAGAAGGGCCGCAAGUAUAUCUUUGCUGAGGAUCCCCUUGAGGAGGCUCGCACAGCCGAAGUGGACGCAUCAAGCGACCAUACCCUAGAUCAGCCCACUGGUCACGAUUCCUACGUUCAGGAGGGCAUAUCACACAGGAUGAGUCAAAGCGAUGGGUAUACCUCUCCACAUAGUUACGCGGACACGGAGGAGCCAAACCCUAUGACGGAGAAAAAGCGGUCCAUCAUGUUGAGCCUGGGGAAAACUACGGAGUGCAAGAAGCCCUCCAUGUAUUCGCGUGGACGACAUUUUAACUUUAAGCUGCGGCAAAGGCCGAAGUGCGUGAAAAAUGCGCCCGUCCCGGUUGAAACGUGA
Molecule: messenger RNA, 1500 nt
Organism: Plasmodium knowlesi strain H
Lineage: Eukaryota; Apicomplexa; Aconoidasida; Haemosporida; Plasmodiidae
Exons: 1
Coding region: 1-1500 (499 amino acids)
Source: RefSeq, a predicted model, not a curated record